This is a messenger RNA of Notothenia coriiceps (black rockcod), 1042 nucleotides long. RefSeq names its product E3 ubiquitin/ISG15 ligase TRIM25-like. The annotation marks the transcript as partial. NCBI's taxonomy places the organism in Eukaryota, Metazoa, Chordata, Actinopteri, Perciformes, Nototheniidae. The record is from RefSeq and is a predicted model, not a curated record. The transcript has 3 exons. Gene Ontology annotation, molecular function: zinc ion binding.
UUACCUCUGGAUCCUCUUCUUCCACUGUUCUGCUCAGGAUUGUAUCUAUCUCGAACUGAACCAUCUUAUUGCAUCAGACAGCCUCAGCAUGAGUGCCAAACUGUGGACAGAGGAGCAGUUUAACUGUCCUGUGUGUCUGGACCUCCCAAAUGAUCCAGUAACCAUCCCUUGUGGGCACAGCUACUGCAUGGCCUGCAUCAAGGACUACUGGAGCAAGAACGAUCCCAAGGGCGUCUACAGCUGCCCACAAUGCCGAAAGUCCUUCAGUCCCAAGCCCUCCUUGUCGAAAAACACCAUGCUGGCUGAGGCUGUAGAGCAGCUCCGCAAAGGGGCCCAUAUAGCUGAUGUUCGUGCCUCUAUGCGAAGCGGAACUGGCGUUGCCUCAUCCAAAACCAAAAGGAAACUCUCUUCCUCUGCAGUGUUAUGCGACAUGUGCAAAGGAGAACAGCGAGCAGCGGUCAAGAGCUGCCUGGUGUGCAUGAGUUCAUUCUGCGAAGCCCACCUGAAGCCCCACAAGACCAAGAAGUCCCUGAGUAAGCACGAGCUGAUAGCACCCACAAGCAACCUGGCUGAGAAGAUCUGCGCAGAGCACAAAUACCUGCAAGAGUUCUUCUGUCGCCAGUGUAAAAUGUUCGUCUGCUGGCUGUGCACCAGCAACCAGCACAAAGGCCACGAGUGUGUGUCCACCAAGGUUGAGCGUUUGGAGAAGCAGAAAUUGAUGUCAGAGAUGCAGACAGAGAAUACGCAGAGACUGAAGGAGAGAGAGCAGGAGCUGAAAGACAUGAAGAAGAUGAUGGAGGUGACGAAGCGUUCUUCAGACAUGGUCCAUGAGGACACUGAACAGGUGCUGUCGGAGCUGCAGCGUUCAGUGGAGCGUCUGCAGGAGCUUCUUGAAGAAGUUCUGGAUCAAGCCAGCAUGCAGAAGAUGGGCCAAGCUCAGGAAGUCACUGACACUUUGGAGGCGGAGGUCAAAGAGCUCAGGACGAGAGACAAGGAGAUGAAGGACUUGUUACGCUGUGAGGACAACAUCUACUACCUAGAG